Molecule: messenger RNA, 620 nt
Organism: Harmonia axyridis
Lineage: Eukaryota; Metazoa; Arthropoda; Insecta; Coleoptera; Coccinellidae
Product: mitochondrial intermembrane space import and assembly protein 40
Exons: 2
Coding region: 1-444 (147 amino acids)
Biological process (GO): protein import into mitochondrial intermembrane space
Cellular component (GO): mitochondrial intermembrane space
Molecular function (GO): protein-disulfide reductase activity
Source: RefSeq, a predicted model, not a curated record
AUGUCAGUUUGCAAGCAGUUUGGAAAAGACAAAGUAAUAUUUGCUACCGAAGAAGAUCAUAAAGUUCCGAGUACAGUGAAGCUUCCAGAACCUGAACCACAACCUGGACUAAUACUUCCUAGUGGAGAUAUUAAUUGGAACUGCCCUUGCUUAGGCGGUAUGGCAACAGGUCCUUGUGGCUUUGAAUUUAGGAAUGCUUUCAGUUGUUUUCAUUACUCUGAAGCUGAUCCAAAAGGAAGCGAUUGUUAUGAGAAGUUCAAAACAAUGCAAAAUUGUAUGCAAAAAUAUCCCACCUUAUAUAAUAAGGAUAUUGCUGAGGACGAUGAUUUUGCUGGUCUGGAUGAACCAAAAGGAAGUAGUGUUGUACCAGCUGAAAACAAAGAGUCAACAAAGAAUGUAAAAAGUGAGAGCUCAGUAUCUAAGGGCGGACUUAAUUUAGCCUAAGUUAUUGUAGACAAAAAUGUGAAAAUAUUGAUUAACAGUCUCAACUGUUUCGUUAAUCGAUAUGUUAGAUCUAUUGGUUUUUGUAGUAUAUGUAUAGCAAUUCAGUUCUAAGAAAUAUGCCAUUAUUAUUCAACACUCAAAUUGUUUCUACCAAAUAAAUCAUCUGUUCGUUUAAA